Prunus mume (Japanese apricot) is the source of this 351-nucleotide messenger RNA. The record is from RefSeq and is a predicted model, not a curated record. Lineage: Eukaryota; Viridiplantae; Streptophyta; Magnoliopsida; Rosales; Rosaceae.
AUGGGGUUUAGCGGCGACAGGGACAACAAACACCACCACCUCAAUUUUCACCUUCACUUUCCCCACCUUCUUCAUCACCAUGUCAAGAACAACAAGGAGCCCAAAGACAUUCCAAAGGGCUGUUUGGCGGUCAUGGUGGGCCAGGGCGAGGAGCCACAGAGGUUUGUGAUCCCUGUGAUCUACAUCAACCACCCACUCUUCAUGCAGCUGUUGAAGGAAGCCGAGGAAGAGUAUGGCUUUGAUCAGAAAGGCCCAAUCACCAUUCCUUGUCACGUGGAGGAGUUCCGCACCGUUCAAGGUCAAAUGCGUAAAACUAAGAAGCUGGUUGUUGGAGAUAAGAAAGAGGGCUAA